AUGACGAGCGAGCACGAGGGCGAUGAGAUCUGGGUGAGCACGGGCGGUCGAAAGCGUGCGCCUGAGGCAAGCCCACGGGCGGCGGUCUGUCUGCUCGUCCGCCCUGUGACAGAGGGACAGAUGCCGGUCCGCGCUAUCGGACUCGGUUGUGACGGUUCUGCUCGUCAAAAGGCAAAGGUGGAGCUCGGCUUAGCAAUCAGGAACGUCGCCGGAAAGGCUGGCCUUCCGCCUGUCGUUCGCGUGUCGAUGCAAGCGUACGAUCUAGCAGAGUACGAUCCGCGUGCUUUCUAG
Messenger RNA from Mixia osmundae IAM 14324, 291 nucleotides. RefSeq lists its product as uncharacterized. The coding region runs from base 1 to 291 and encodes 96 amino acids. The record is from RefSeq and is a predicted model, not a curated record. Lineage: Eukaryota; Fungi; Basidiomycota; Mixiomycetes; Mixiales; Mixiaceae. The transcript has a single exon.